AUGGGGAAGGAGGCGCUGGACUACGUGCUGGUGCCUCUCGGGCUGGUGCUGAUGCUGGGAUACCACGCGUGGCUUCUGCUCCGUAUCCAACGUCGCCCGGCGACCACCGUCAUCGGCGUCAACUCCAUCAACCGCCGCAUCUGGGUCCGCCACAUCAUGGAGGAGCCGUCCGGGAAGCACGCGGUGCUGGCGGUGCAGACGAUCCGGAACAACAUCAUGGCGUCGACGCUACUGGCGUCGACGGCCAUCACACUCAGCUCGCUCAUCGCCGUGCUCAUGUCCAGCGGCGGCGGAGGCGGAGGGUCAGGAGCUGGCGGCGGGGGCCUCCUCCCGGACGCGCCGCUGGUGGUGGGCGCCACGGGUGAGGCGGCUCUGUCGGCCAAGUUCUUCGCCAUCCUCGUCUGCUUCCUGGUGGCCUUCCUCCUCAACGUGCAGUCGAUUAGGUACUACAGCCACACCAGCACCCUCGUGAACGUGCCGAUCCGAGCACACCGCCUCCGCCGCCCGGGCCUCGCCGUGGACUACGUCACCGGCACGCUCAAUCGCGGCAGCUACUUCUGGUCGCUCGGUGUGCGGGCAUUCUACUUCUCCUGCCCGGUCUUCCUCUGGCUCUUCGGGCCCAUCCCCAUGUUCGCCGCCUGCGUCGUCAUGGUCUGCGUGCUCUAUUUCCUCGACGUGUGCGAGGACUGGGAGGAAGAAAACGACGGCGAGCAGGGCGUGAGUGGUGGCGAUAAGACGUCGGAACGAGGCAAGGAUGUAGGAGACACGCAAGUGUAGUGUACGUACGUAGCGAGCUAGGACCUGAUGGAAAUGGCAAACUGAAGAAUUUAAUAGGCACUCAGGUUAACUGAGUAGAUGAU
Hordeum vulgare subsp. vulgare (domesticated barley) is the source of this 860-nucleotide messenger RNA. RefSeq lists its product as uncharacterized. The record is from RefSeq and is a predicted model, not a curated record. The coding region runs from base 1 to 777 and encodes 258 amino acids. The transcript is spliced from 2 exons. NCBI's taxonomy places the organism in Eukaryota, Viridiplantae, Streptophyta, Magnoliopsida, Poales, Poaceae.